Molecule: messenger RNA, 10303 nt
Organism: Branchiostoma belcheri (Belcher's lancelet)
Lineage: Eukaryota; Metazoa; Chordata; Leptocardii; Amphioxiformes; Branchiostomatidae
Exons: 34
Coding region: 242-10303 (3353 amino acids)
Biological process (GO): homophilic cell-cell adhesion
Cellular component (GO): plasma membrane
Molecular function (GO): calcium ion binding
Source: RefSeq, a predicted model, not a curated record
UGGUCUUUCCAUACAAGGAUCUCAAUCAUCAAACUCAAUAAACAACGUCUUGAUCGAUCACUUAGUAGGGGGCCGAACUGGGAUAGAGUACUUAGAUUUGCAACCUUCCCAACCUACCACUUUACAUGGAGUUACACUGGUCAAUUCUGGUACCAGGGAGGGUGUUGGAAUCGAUGUUAAAGGGCUCGACUCUCUAUCGUGGUGGGAACUCGAAGCAAAUGCUGGCAGCCGACUUGUUCCUAUGCUAAAAAUGUGCUCAUCACCGAGAGAUCUUCUCCUUUUGGAAGGACAGUCAAGGUGGAUCGUAAACAGCAUCAAGAAAAACACCAGGCUUCAAUGUCAUAAAACUGUGAGGGUCCCAGACGGGCAUACCAUUCGUCUUACGGUAACAAAGAGUAGCUUUAGCAACCCGUCAUCAAGGAAUAGCCUGACUAUUUACGAUUCUCACCAACAAGAUGAAACUUUCAAAGUAGGGUCACUGGAUGUCCACAACCAAGUCAGCUCUUCUGGAUCUGCACUAGUAUUCACAUCAACUAACUCCGUCAUGACGUUAUCUUUAAAGGCUUCUUCCUCACAGAAUGCGUUUUUUGCGGGAAGGUUGGAUGUAAUGGGACCAGGCAAUAACGGCAACGACCUAGGCAAUAUGACGGCAAUCCGUAUAUCAGACUGCAGUGCAAGGAACUUUGACUAUGGUAUUCAGAUAAAACAGACUGAGGCAAACAUCAAAAUGUUCAACAUAUCUGUUGCCGAUAACAAUCGUGGGAUAAGAGCUUCCAGCAUAGAUGGUACCAUAAGCAUGAGCAAUUCACUAAUCCACUCCAACAGCUAUUAUGGCAUGCUUUUGGAAAACAUUCAGGGGACAGCUUCACUGGCAGACGUAACUGUGACAGAAAAUGGAAGGUCUAGUUACAGCAGUAUCAUCAAUGCCUUUGGAGUAAAAAUACAACAUACAAUCUCACAACUCGGUUCAUACUACCUUUCAAAUAUAACUUGUAGAGACAAUACAUGGUAUGGCAUAGAUCUGGAUCUGUCCUAUGACACAGAGAUGCGAAUUUACGACAGUCAUAUUGAAGAAAAUGGAAGAGGAGGGAUACGAGUUAACUCAAGAGAGACCCAGUCAGAUCAACAUCCCAUUGUUGGUAUAUACAACACCAAUAUCACGGGAAAUGAACGGUAUGCACUGCAGGUGACAGGCAAGCUGAGGGCACUUGAUUUUGUAGGCAAUACAAUGUCUGCAAACAGAUGCCCGUAUCAACCAGCCAUGAAAGUGGAGGGUCAAGCACAAAAUCUCAGUUUUACGUCUAAUACCGUAAUCAACAAUAAUGCUAGGGAAAUUCUGUCGGUUGCUAUGACCAGUUUGCUCCAUUCCUUAUCCCCUUCUGAAAUUCGAAUUGACAGCAACAUAUUUGAGGGGAAUUUUUUUGAUCCAUCAAUGAGUGACGAAAAUCAAUAUGAGCAACAUCCUGACAACACGUCCUGUACCGUUGAGAUUGGAGGAUAUAAACAAAGCAUCAAAAUACACAGCAACGUUUUGGACAAUCCUGACAUGGACUAUACCAUUUGCAGCAGGGUUCGUGCGGACACUCCUGAUUGGACUAUCGGGGCAAGUCACAACUGGUGGGGAACAGCUGUUGAAACUGAGAUUCGGGACAAGAUUCAUGACUUUGACGAUUGGAACGACCGAGCACCUGUAGAUUACUUCCCGUACCUGACAGGACCGGACUUAUCCUCUCCACCUGCUGACCCCUCCAGCCGAGAUGUUACCAUGGCAAAUGACAACAUCGGAGGCAGGCUGUAUCACUCACUGCAUCUUCAAAAGGAUGGAGGUCCUUACUUCAUCAAAUCAGAUUUAACUGUGUUGAUAAACGUGUCGCUUACCAUAGACCCAGGUUCUACUAUUCAGGUGCACCCAUGUGUUGGUCUGUUGAACCUGGGUUCUCUUCUUGCACGUGGAACAAGUGCAGAGCCAAUCCACUUCGACCUUGCGGACGUCCUCGUUCACCAACCCCAGGUCCGGCUGGUGGGAGGGCGGUUCCCUUGGGAAGGUCGCGUGGAGGUGUUCUAUAAUGGAGAAUGGGGGACUGUAUGUGGGAACGGCUACUGGAGCACACGAGAGGCAAACGUUGUUUGUCGUGAGCUUGGAUACGGUCCUUAUACAAUAUAUCACACGUACUCUUUUGGACAAGGAUCAGGACCUAUAUGGAUUGGUCGUUAUAGCAGUAGGCCAGACUGUACUGGGAAUGAGAUGAGUAUAUUCAACUGUCUUCGGAGCACACCUGGUAAUGUGGACUCCUCCUUCUGCACGCAUGCUCAUGAUGUUGGGAUAAGAUGCAACAUGAACACCCCGGUGUCGCCUCGUCCAAGGUGCAUAAUGGCAAAAUGGGGAGGGAUUACAUCCAAAUCUGCAACAACAGCGGUCCUUACAAACUUGAAGUUCAGCAACACGGGCACUCUGCACAGGCGUUCACACGCAGCCAUAUCCAACCAAGAAGCGCAGGGAACUACAGACAUUUCUAACAUUGAGAUAUCUGAGUGUACGGGAACUGGAAUACAGCUACUAGGAGGCAAACUCGCACAAAGUGUUGAUAGUGUAAACAUUUCUGGUUGUGACGGACAUGCUGGUGUUACUCUCGCAGGCAGAACGUCUAGUGUUACGACAUCAACAGAUGUACGUAUCACUGACAGUAUCUUUACAGCAGGGUCAUUUGAACUCACACCACACAGUAUUUUAGGCUGUUUGGAUAAUCCUGGUUUGUUUAUGAGCCUAUGUGCCGAGGAGUCCGAUCUCCAUCUUAAGAAUGACAUGUGUUUUAUGGAGACAGGAAGAACGAGCUCAACAUGCUAUAGACACCUGUACGCAGAUGAGGGUGUUACGAUUGAACUCACUGUCUCAUUCGUUAACUUUCUAUCUUCCUCAUCGAGAUUACGGAUCUUUGCCGACAGAAGCCAAACUCAACAAAUUGGACAGGUUACUCGAUCGGACAACGGCAAAACGUAUAUCCGGUUUGUCUCACAAACAAUGAUGAGUCUGCAGUACGCACGGUCCUACUGGGAUGACCAACAGAUCUUUGGAGAGGUUAUGGUUUAUAACGAGACAGAUCGGACUAAGUACAUCAUUGAGAACAACAUGGUGUAUAAUACCACUGGGACAGUCAUCAAUGUGACCGCAGCAAAUGGCGCAAUCUACGAUAUCCAACGUAACACGUUUCUGCGAAAUCAACCCAAUACUGAUGACGACCAACAAGCUGUGAUCAGUAGUGUUCUAAUUGACUCCUAUAUCAAUGUCAGAAACAACUACAUGGCAAACAACAUGAUGAAAUGCUUGUCUAUUGAUCUGACAAACCAGCAAGCUGGAAACAUAACGGUUCUGGACAACCAUUUCUUCAGGAACACCGCGAAGUCUACAAUAAUGGUGACGGGAAACAGCCACAGUGCGACACAGCAACCCAUAUUGAUAGACAGCAACGUCUUCUCAAGCAAUGACGUCGGUGUCACAGAGAGUAUUAUAAUGUUUGAAAACGUCGAUGGGCAGCUGAACAACAACGUUUUCUUUAACAACUCGGGACAUCACGUUGUAACGUGGGAAGGGCGAAGCAGAGCGAAUAGCCUGCAGAGUUGUGAGAACAAUCUGUUCUACGACAACAUCGGACUGACUCCGGGGGAGAAGUACACCGUAGUUGUCUCGGGCCGAGAUGUUCAACUGCACGGGAACGUCCUCACCAACCCCGCGAACGACGCUGAGCUGGCAACGUCGAACAGAACCGGGUAUUACCCCGUAAAUGCUACCCACAACUGGUGGGGAUUCAACUCUACGUCUGACAUAUCCUCAAGAAUCAGAGACAAACACGAUCACGAGGACAGGCCAGAGGUGCACUUCCAACCAUGGAUACAGGUGGAACUAACUAAUGGUCCAUGUGGCUUGGGAUGGACCUACAGCAAGACCUUCAGCGCCUGUUACAGAUACAUGGGCGGAGCACAGUCUUGGGACGGCGCUGUACAAUCCUGUCAGGCCCAGUAUUCUGUACUGUCCAAGAGGUUCGCUGGUUUAGAGAGAGAAUUUAUUGACAGCUUGCUGAUCGCACGAAAUGUAGACUUUGCACCGGAUAUGCCUGUCUGGAUGGACAAACAAAUACAGGGGCUGGAAAAUGCAACAACGAACUGUAAAUCUUAUCUUCGAGACUCCCAAGAGGCUGUCCAGGAUGUAUCGUGCAACUCUUUUUUCCCCUACAUCUGCAAGAAACCUAUUGUUGAGGAAUGCCCGAACUCCUGCUCUCACCACGGACGCUGUGAAGGACGAACCUGCAUCUGUGGGCGAGGCUGGGAGGGAGAGGACUGUUCUAAAUUCUCCUGUAAAGACAGGAACUACUGUGGAGAGUUUGGCACCUGUGUAGGGCCAAAUAUCUGCAGGUGCCGAAACGGGUGGCAGGGCCGAGCAUGCACAGUUAGCUACUGCAACAGGUUCACCAGCUGCAGGUCCUGUACACGGGAGGUUGGAUGUGGAUGGUGCGAGGAAAGACAGAGUUGUGAAUCUGGGCUGUACAGAGGGCCGGACGUAUUACCAUGUAUGACAUGGUUCUACCACAGCUGUUUCACUGUGGGGAAAAGGGACCAAUGCUCGAGCCAAAUAGAGGUCCUUGACUGUGAGCAAUGGCAAUGCAACACCUCCCUCUCCACAACUACCGUAGAGUCCUGUCUAAGAUGUCAAGACGUAAAAGGGUGCUUCAAGGACUUGGGCGAGGACUAUUGCCACGUGUGGAAUGAAGAUCAGUGUCCGAAGGGUUUCAUCCACCCACUGUACAACGACACCACGCGCAUUGAGAAGAUUCUCAUCGGCCAUAACGUCGAGUACGUCCCGCUGGAAGGCAACACCUUGUACCGGUGUCCUGUCCGCUCCAGCUGGGGAGCCACCAUGUUUGUGAAUGAAGGGGACCUGGACAUUCGGAUCGGUCAGGUGCUGUCCAGUCCUCAGGCAAACGGUGUACUACACAAGGUGGAACAAGUUAUAAAGACAGACAGUUACAUCGUGAUAGUGGCGCACCCUGCUACUCUGGAGGAAAUGCUGGAUUACAGUGACUUCAGCCAGGAGGUUGAGCUGGAGAUGGCUGUGGACAUGAAGAGGAACGAGGGAGUUCCUGAACUGUCUGUGGUGGAAAGGGUGCUGAGUGGAAACGGGACACUCAAUGGGAGCACUGUCCAUGUCAUCACGGAAGAUGCCCCCGUCUACAAGUGUAUUGGGGCCCGGGCCAUGAAUGAAGGAGAGGGCAGCUACCACCUGCUGAUGAGAGACAUCCCUGAUCACCUGUCAGUUGGUGACGUCAUAGUCAGUAACCAUAGCAACGGGAUCCUGGAGCAGGUUACCCAACAGACAGCGACACCUCACGGAGUCUUCAUACAAACUCAGCUGCAGGAUUGCUUUUCAGCUUUUAACUUCCGGGAGGAACUGACAACAAUGGACGGAGCAACCCUUCCUGCUUCCCUGCCAUGUUCGGGUGGACCGGAUGGAGCACACGGGCUGCUCAUCGUGGACUCUGCGGGAAGAGAAGUGGACCUGGAGACUGGCGACGUGGUGGUGGGGAGACGGAGUGGCAGGCUGCUGGCAAAAGUUCUGAAUAUCAGCACUGCGGCUGGGUACAAGUUAGUGGAAGUGGAGCCUAUCCUGAGCAGGUCCACCAUGACAAUGCCAUCAAGAAGAAGAAGGCGACGGGAGGAUGUCACCGUAUCUCCACCCAGGCUUCCUCUAGACAUCAUCAUGGAAGACGAAUUCUCGGACCUCACGGAUAGUCACAAUAUCAAACUAUCUACAAGUGGGAGACUUUCAGCUGGAAUCAAGCUCUCACUUGCGGUGUCGACGUCAGAGUUUGGAACACCCACGCUUAAAAAGGCCGAAGCUUCCUUCGUUGGUGGACGGCUAGAAGUAGGGCUGGGAGGUUCUUUAAUCGUUUCGGAGAGUACAAGUGCCAAUGGCAGUUUCCCGAUGGCUCUGCAUCCUAUCUACCCCUCUCUCUGUGUAGGAGAACAACUGUGCAUACCAGCCAAAAUAUGGGCAGACCUUGUCACCUCGUAUGAAAUAAACGCUACGGGUCCAGGCAGUAUUCAAAUGUCCUCCACUGUGGUCAAACCAGACAUUGACGGCGGGGGAAGCUGGCAACCACAAGAAGGGAGUCAAUGGUUCUCUUUCGACCAGAACGAGGAAUCCGACAGUGCAGAUAUCGUGAUAUCUCACUAUUCGGGAACAGCGACCGAAAGUGACCAUCACAUCGAAUUGGAGCUUAAAGUCCAACCACGGUUUUUCAUCGAGUUUCCCACAUCUGGAGAUAUUGAAGCUGAAGAGUUGACGAUACCACUAGAUGUGAAUGAUCCAGGGGACGCUUUUGGGUACAGUAUCACCACCUCCAUUCAGGCCCAAGCCCUCCUACGUGUAUCAGCCCAGUCGUGUUCUACUGAGUGCCCGUAUUCAGACAGACCACAGAACGUUGACGUCACGUCAUCAUUGGACUAUCUGACAGGGACGUUCAACGUAGUAGUCGGAAACAAGGAUUACUAUGAGGAACAACAAUGGAGACGUGAGGAGUGGAUGGACUCUGACAGAGAUUGCAAAGCACAGCCGUCAAGUAUUGAUACCUGUAGGGACAGGGACGGUUGUUCGUGCCCUGAUAGAGCAACCACAGGGGUGCCGCAUCCUACUGACGAGAGCUUCUGCAUGUGCCCUUGUGACUGUGGAAAUGGGAACAUAAGCUUCACGCACCCAGACAUCUCCGGUGGUGGAUGUAACUGUGAGUUGUGCCCUGAUGGAGACUUCAAAACGGUGAACAGCGAGGGACAUCUGUACUGCCCAUGUCUGUGUCCUGACAACAGCCCAUCGGAACUGACCAGCAGUGGGAAAUGUGACUGCACGUGCCCCUGUCCUGACGGUAGCAGGGAUGUGUUGCUGAGUGACGGCAGCUGUCCGUGUAAGUGCAUCUGUAACAACUGCCACGAGUCGGUUCUUGGUGAUGAAGGCUGCAUCUGUUCUGACAGCUGUCCUGACUGUGAGAAUGACGAGGAACCCGAGUGGCAAGACUGUGUCUGUAAGUGUCCACAGAAGACAGAGUGCGGGAUCUCACCUACAUGUGUGGUGGGGAGGAUGGGGCCGGACUGUAGACAGCCAGACUGCAGGCCAUGCCAAGGCUGCUCCGGGAACGGACGAUGCACCACGUCAACAGACAGCUGUCAGUCAUCCUGUGUCUGUUGGCCGCAGUGGUUCGGUGACUGUUGUGAGCUGCGCCGUCCUCGUCCUAUUGGAGGGGACCCUCAUCUCCAGACACUGGACGGAACGUCAUACGACUACCACGGCAUUGGUGAGUUCUGGGACUGUAAGAGCGUCUCCAAUGACUUCGGCGUACAGACCCGGAUGUACGCCUUUGAAAGGGCCUCUCUGAUUGGUGGAGUUGCAGUGAAGGCUGGGCACAGCGUUGUCACUCUGAUGACGUUACCCAGUGCAACGGAAAAGGACGUCCCCACUUUAAGGAUCGACGGUGAAUUGUGUCAACUUUCUGUCGGAGAGAAAUAUCUCCUUAACAAUGGGACAAUACAUCUGCUCGCCCAACAACCUUCUACAAACGCAACAGAGUCAGGGGCUGUUAUCAUCGUGUCUAUCACCUUCGCAUCAGGAGCAACUGUGUCCUUUGACGUCCGGUACUCACCAAAGAUGGGCCGACAGUUUGUGAACAUUUUGUUCAGCCCCACUGCCACGUUCAAGGGCAACACGGAGGGAUUGUGUGGGCUCAUGGAUGACAAUAAUACCAAUGACUUCACUGGUCCAGACGGCGCUGUGUACAACGACUCUUCUGUAUUUGCUGAAACCUGGCGGAUAAAUAAAACCCACCACGGCUCUGGUCUGAUGGGGUCCUGGUCAUGGAACUCUUCUAACUUCCAUCCUGAUGACGUCAUGGAUCCUGCCUAUUCUGACCCGAACCACCGACCUUCUGUGGGCAUAGAUGGGCUGACUCAGGAAGAAAAGGAAGUAACUGAAGAGAUGUGUAUUGCUCUUGGGCUGACCGGCACUCUUCUCAAUGAAUGUAUCUUUGACGUGUCAAUCACCAACGACACAACCUUCACUGAGCAAGAGGUUUUCAAAGGUUGCCCAAACCAGUGUUCCGGUAGGGGUCGCUGUGUAAACGGAACCUGUGAGUGCAUAACGGGCUGGUCUGGUGAAGACUGUAACCUUGGCAACUGUACAGACUGCUCCGAGGAUCACGGGAAAUGUGAGCUGGGGUUCUGUGUGUGCGAGCCCGGAUGGGAGGGAGCAGCCUGUGAUCAACAAGGUGCUGACUGCAGCAAGGUUCCCACGUGUGGAAAUGUUGCUAACUGCACAGACCACGGAGUUUGUGUGGACUACGAUACCUGUUUGUGUGAUGAACAGUGGACAGGUGACAAGUGUGACCAGUUCUCAUGCGCAGCGUUGGAUAACUGCUCUGGUAACGGAUAUCAAGGUCUGGACUGCAGUGAAGCCCAAAGCUGUCCUGACUUGCAAGAAUGCAGUGAAAACGGGGCUUGUGUCAUCAGUUCUGACGGAAACGAGGAAUGCCGCUGCUUCCCAGGGUUCAGCGGUGCAAAUUGUAGCCACCCAGACUGUACUGAACAGAAUAACUGCACUAACCACGGCAGCUGCAUAGAGCCCAACCUGUGUCAGUGUGACAGUGGGUACACCGGGAAUGACUGUGCCAACUUCUCUUGUGAAGCUUUGCAGUAUUGUUCUGGCCACGGAAGCUGUGUGGGGUUUGACACUUGCAGCUGCGAUCCUGACUGGUCAGGUGGCUCCUGUAACGUUGCAAAUUGUAGCAGCAAGAAUGGCUGCUCCAGCCAGGGCACGUGUGUUGCCCCAAACACAUGUGAAUGCUUCCCUGGGUUCCAAGGAGAGGACUGCAGUGAAGAGAACGUGCCUAACGAGAACCCGCCCACAUUCCAGAAGGACAGAUACGAUGCCACGAUUCCCGAAAACCAGCCAAUAGGAACGGCGAUAGUAACAGUAUAUGCAAAUGACACUGACAUUGGACGUAACGGUGAGGUCAGGUACAGGCUUGUUCAAACAGGUUUGGAUGAUGAAAACUUUGCAGUACAUCCUACUUCAGGGAUCAUAACUUCAGUCGUAGAGUUUGACUUUGAAUCGUUGGAUCACACUUCGUUUACUUUCAUGGUCGAGGCAUUUGACCAAGGGGUGCCGACACUGACGGGAACAGCCACGAUAACUAUAAACAUCAUGGACCAGAAUGACAACAAACCUGUCAUCAGCAUUCCUCCUGACACCGAGUAUAACCUUCAAGCCACCUCCCCGAUCGGCUUCCACGUGACCACUGUCCAGGCUUCUGAUGCUGACAGGUCCGACGAUAACUCCAGAAUUAGCUACGGAAUCACAAGUGUCAGCCCCUUUGUGUCUAUCGAUGCCACAAACGGCAGUGUAACCGUCAGCAGUGCCUUGGAAAGUGGCACCUUCGUGGUGAGGGUCCGUGCGUCAGAUCACGGUUCACCGCCGAAAACAGACGAAAGGAGUCUUCGUAUGAUCGUGACCAACGUCAGCACCAACACAGCUCCACAGUGUCCAGAAGAUGAAUGGAUUGAGAUCGCUUCUCACAAUCUUACAAGAGGUUCCACAGUCGCAACCAUAGAAGCAGAAGACCCGGACAACGGUCCAAACGGCAACGUUUCCUACAGUUUCAAGUCCCAAACAGGAGAACUGGCAAGCUUAUUCGGCAUCGACCCGUCAACUGGUCGGAUUUAUGUUCAUACUGAAGUACCACAGAUUAACGACACUUUCUCAGCUGUUUCAAUGACAGUUGAAGUCAGAGAUAACGCUGUAGAUUCCAUGUCAUGUGAAACGAAGGUCGUUGUGAUAAUAACUUCACCUGAGUUCAGUGGAACCGUGCCAGACAACGUAUUCCCAACAACAACAACAACAACAACAACAAAAACAACAACAGCAGCAACAACAACAUCUACGCUGUUAGCAACCACAUCUCAACCAAAAACGACAGCUUUCGACAGAUCUACCACCGGUUCUACAACGCAGCCAAACAUUACAACAGACGGCUAUACAACAAGCACUGCACCGGCAACAACAACGGAAGUACCUAUGGCAGUGGAAGCACGUUCGUUCAGAGGCGUCCUGAGGAUAACAAAUCUGGAGUGGAAGGAUGAACUGCUGCAUCAAACAUCUGAUGAGUUCAAGAAUUUCUCUAAAGUCGUCCAAGAAGAGCUGGAUGGUGUGUUCAGCAACAGCAGCCUUGGGGAUACAUACGACUCUGUCGAGGUUACAGUCUUUUCGUAA